AUGACAGGAAGCAAAAGAGUCCUGAGUUUCACUCACCCUACAAGUGCUAGUCACCAUCCCUGGUUUUCUUGGGUGCUUGCUGAUCAGAGUACUGAUGCCCAUACACAUAUCUUGAGAUUAGUUGGGCCACAGAUACUGGAAGCACACAAAGAUGAAGUUUGCAUUUUGCAAUUCUCUCACAGUGGAAAAUUUUUGGCCUCAUCAUCGGCAGUUAUUUGGGAGGAGAAAAGUACUUGCUUUUUGGUCCAUUCUGAUUCUCCUUUUCCCCCUAGUGGUUAUUGUAGGAGCAACCCUAUUGGGUUGCAGCUUGAGUGGCUUAAAGGUGAUCAACCUUACCAGUUGGGGAUCUUUAGGAUUAAGUUUGAGGUCAAAGAUAAUGGUGAAGUAUUAUUGAAACAUGCAUUAAAUGGUCACCAGAAACUAGUGUCUACGAUUUCAUGGAGCCCCAAUGAUUCUCAUCUCCUCUCUUGUGGACCGGAGGAGGUCAUCAUACUGUGGGAUGUCAUAUCUGGUGAAUGUCUCCGUGUGUUUGAGAAAGCUGGUGUUGGCCUGAUACCAUGUGGAUGGUUUCCGGAUGGUAAGCAAGUAGUCUCUGGUUUGAAAGACAAGAGCAUCUGCUCGUGGGAUUUGGAUGGAAAAGAGUUGCAGUGCAGGAAAGGGCGGCUGAUAGUCAAUAAAAUAUCAGACAUGGCCAUAACUCAUGAUGGGAAGAUUAUCAUGAUCAUUUAUAAAGAAACUGCAAUUCUGUUGUUUGACCGGGAAGCAAAAUUUGAAAGACUAAUUCAAGAGGACGAAGUGAUUACUUCAUUCUCACUGUCGGAGGACAACAAAUUCUUGCUGGUUAAUCUUGUAAACCAAGAAAUUCAUCUUUGGAGCAUAGAGGGAGAUCUAAAGAGCGUUUCCAAGUAUAAAGGUCAUAAACGUACUCGAUUCAUCAUCGGAUCUUGUUUCGGUGGAUUUGAUCAUUUGAGCAAUCAUUUAUUGCCAGUGGGAGUGAGGAUUCACAGGUACGGUCUUCUUUUCAUUUAA
Molecule: messenger RNA, 1029 nt
Organism: Cornus florida
Lineage: Eukaryota; Viridiplantae; Streptophyta; Magnoliopsida; Cornales; Cornaceae
Product: WD repeat-containing protein 26 homolog
Exons: 5
Coding region: 1-1029 (342 amino acids)
Molecular function (GO): protein binding
Source: RefSeq, a predicted model, not a curated record